This is a messenger RNA of Anopheles marshallii, 738 nucleotides long. RefSeq names its product probable RNA methyltransferase CG11342. Gene Ontology annotation, biological process: snRNA modification. Gene Ontology annotation, molecular function: O-methyltransferase activity; RNA methyltransferase activity; snRNA binding. Lineage: Eukaryota; Metazoa; Arthropoda; Insecta; Diptera; Culicidae. The coding region runs from base 1 to 738 and encodes 245 amino acids. The record is from RefSeq and is a predicted model, not a curated record. The transcript has a single exon.
AUGGGUGAGACACAAUUGAAACAUGGCAACUAUCACCACUACUACCGGUUUCGUGCCGAGGACACCAGAUCAAACAUACUGCGACAACACCUGCAAACACUUUGGAAUGGGAACAAGCUACAGCUGAAGCGCGAUCGCGUCAGCUUAGUGCAGAUGGCCGAUUUUGGCUGUAACUCCGGCGAGUUUACGGCAAAGGUACGUGACAUACUGGAACAGGUGAGCGGUGGAGUGCCGGUCCGUGCCGUUGGCGUCGACAUCGAUGACGAGCUGUGCCACCGAGCUAGUGCUGCCUUUCCGGAUAUCGAGUUCAUAAGCGGGAACCUGUUGAACAUUGCUUGCCAAGAAAUGCCUCCCAACGAUGAUCCAAUCGAACGAUAUAUGGUGAGCGCAUCGAUUGAUCAAUUCGAUGUAAUCUGCUGCUUUUCCGUGCUUAUGUACAUUCACCUGAACGGUGGAGAUGAAGGACUGCGCCGCGUAUUGGAUUACUUGUGCGGCAAAACCAAAUUGUUGAUACUGGAACUACAAAGCUGGAGCAAGUAUCGAGAUCAGGUUCGUCGCUUGAAACGAGGCGCCGAACAAAGUUACCCACUGUACGAAGGACUGCAGUGGAGGGGUAAUUCCGGUGUGCUGGAAAAUCACAUCACGAACUAUGUACUAUCGCGAGGAUUCGAAAUGGUGUCCGAGAGCGAUGAAAAAACUGAGUUUCAUAGGGGGUUGCUAUUUUUUCAGGCAAAAUAA